Molecule: messenger RNA, 501 nt
Organism: Protopterus annectens (West African lungfish)
Lineage: Eukaryota; Metazoa; Chordata; Ceratodontiformes; Protopteridae
Product: sericin-2-like
Exons: 4
Source: RefSeq, a predicted model, not a curated record
AGUAACACAACAGGUAGCAGCAGUGUUAGUAGCACAAGAGGUAGCAGUAACACAACAGGUAGCAGCAGUGUUAGUAGCACAAGAGGUAGCAGCAGUGUUAGUAGUAACACAACAGGUAGCAGCAGUGUUAGUAGCACAAAAGGUAGCAGCAGUGUUAUUUGCACAAGAGGCAGCAGCAGUGUUAGUAGCACAACAGGUAGCAGCAGUGUUAGUAGCACAAGAGGUAGCAGCAGUGUUUGUAGCACAACAGGUAGCAGUGGUGUUAGUAGCACAAGAGGUAGCAGCAGUGUUAGCAACACAAGAGGUAGCAGCAGUGUUAGUAUCACAACAGGUAGCAGCUGUGUUAGUAGCACAAGAGGUAGCAACAGUGUUAGUAACACAACGGGUAGCAGCAGUGUUAGUAGCACAACAGGUAGCAGCAGUGUUAGUAACACAAGAGGUAGCAGCAGUGUUAGUAACACAACAGGUAGCAGCAGUGUUAGCAAUGUUAGUAGCACAUGA